Molecule: messenger RNA, 784 nt
Organism: Andrographis paniculata
Lineage: Eukaryota; Viridiplantae; Streptophyta; Magnoliopsida; Lamiales; Acanthaceae
Product: 21 kDa protein-like
Exons: 1
Coding region: 31-627 (198 amino acids)
Biological process (GO): negative regulation of catalytic activity
Molecular function (GO): enzyme inhibitor activity
Source: RefSeq, a predicted model, not a curated record
CAAACAACCCUCUCUCACUCUAAAACCACAAUGCCAAACCUCAACACUUUCUCACUCCUCUUCUUCUUCACAUAUCAUGUCACACUUUACUGUUACGCAGUUGAUGAUUUCAUCAAAAUCGAAUGCCAAGCCACCCCCUACCCCCCUCUAUGCAUCCGCUCUCUCUCCGCCUGCUCCGCCGCCAUCCACCGGAGCCCCGACCGCCUCGUCGCCACCGCUCUUUCAAUCUCCUUAUCUCAGGCGCAAUCCGUCGCUCGCUUCGUCUCGACUAAAUCUACCCUCAGGGGCCUUAAAUUGACAGAGCGUCGGGUACUGUACGAUUGUACGGGUAAUAUGGUGAACACUGUUGACCAGCUCGGCCGCGCCAUUAAAGAGCUCGCCGGUUUGCCUAUGGACUUCGGCCGGCGAGUGAAAAAUAUCGAGUCUUGGGUUGCCGCGGCCGUGACAUUCCACUACACGUGCCUCGAUGGAUUUUCGAGCCUUUCUGUGGGUGGAAAUGUCGCGGUUGUUGUAAGGGAAAGAGUGCUCGAUUGCGCGCAUGUUGCGAGCAAUUCUCUCGCUUUGGUUCGUCGUUUCGCGGCGAGGCGUGGGGUGGGAAGUUCGGUCGGGCGAGAAAAUGUCCCUUAGAGUCGGAAACUCGGAUUUUAAUCUUGUAAAUUAUUGUAUAUUUGUCUUGAAGUUUAAAUUUUGCGUAUCUCUAAUUUAAUUUUUCAAAGAUAAAAAGAAAAAAUAGUCAUGUUUAAGAUUUAAGUUACGACACGAGAAAGUAUUGUACUUCCUCCGU